This is a messenger RNA of Quercus robur (English oak), 1095 nucleotides long. RefSeq lists its product as uncharacterized. The transcript is spliced from 2 exons. Bases 1 to 1095 code for a protein of 364 amino acids. Gene Ontology annotation, molecular function: zinc ion binding; nucleic acid binding. The record is from RefSeq and is a predicted model, not a curated record. Lineage: Eukaryota; Viridiplantae; Streptophyta; Magnoliopsida; Fagales; Fagaceae.
AUGAGUUCUAGAACCCCCGCUCUCUCCAGCGAAGAAGAAGACGCACUGCAUCGAAGUACUAAAAAGAUUAAAGAAGGGCACACCUCUUCAUCACCUGAACCACCUUUUCAAAAUCUCAGUUACAAAGCAAAGCUUGUAGGACAACUUCCUGGUGCCUAUGAAAAUGCUUUUAGCCUUGUUGAUCAAAUGCUUGAAGAUGCCGAAUCUGAUGUUGAGGAAGAAAACAUUGAGGAAGGAGCUGUAGCCUUAUCUCUUUCAAAAGAGGACAAGAUCUGCAUUAGAUCACAAUGGUCAAAUGCCCUCAUUAUAAAGACCUUUGGACGAACAGUGGGAUAUCAUUACCUUUCUCAAAGAGUCAGAGAACUUUGGGCCCCUACUAGAAGGUUAGAUUUGGUGGACCUUGGCCACGACUAUUUUUUAGCUCGUUUUGAACUGCAUGCGGAUCUUGAUCACGUGCUAAGAGAUGGCCCAUGGUUCAUAGGACAACACUUCCUUGCCAUUAAAGCCUGGGAGCCCGAGUUUAAAGCCUCCACAACCAACUUCUCCCAAGUGGCUAUAUGGAUACGUCUUCCUGAGUUAGCCAUUGAGUUUUAUGAUCCAGUUAUCCUCAAAAAGAUACGCUCCAUGAUUGGGCCAGUACUCAGGAUUGAUGGGCACAUAGCUACGAAUACCAGAGGACGCUUUGCUCGUCUUUGUGUCCAAGUUUGCUUGGAUAAACCUCUUGUAAAAACUAUCCUCAUUGGUAAGUUUAGACAACCAGUUGUUUACGAGGGCAUUCACUCUCUUUGCCUCUCAUGUGGCCGGCUAGGCCAUAAAAAAGAAAAUUGUCCUCAAACUAUUAGAGUGAACCCCAGACCCGCCAGCCAAGAGCAAGGUUAUGAAGCUAGCCAAAGCACUGAUGCUAGCCAAAGCACCAAUGCUGGCUCCUCCUCAACUUCAACUCCGUCUGAACCAACUAAUUUGGCCCACAAAGACCACCCCACGGUCGUCGAGACUGACCAGUAUGGCCCAUGGCUGCUGGUCUCGAGGAGAAAACCUUACCCCAAAAAAAAGCCUGCUGCCACAGUCAUCCUAUCCCUAUUCCCACCAAAGUAA